AUGGCGAUCCGAUUUUGGUGUCCCAAAUUGCAUCAUAGCCGUUUAUUUAGUUUGAGAAAACACAGUUCGACACUUGAUAAACCGCAUGAUUCCAAAUUGAAAAAACACACGGAUAAUGAAUCGUAUCCGUUCGAUCACGGGACAAACGAUUCGUGGAGUAUGUUAUAUAUAGGCCUCCACCUCUACUCGAUGGCCCGCACGAAGCAAACUGCUCGUAAGUCAACUGGAGGAAAGGCUCCUAGGAAGCAGCUUGCAACCAAGGCUGCACGUAAGUCUGCACCAACCACUGGUGGUGUGAAGAAGCCACAUCGUUAUCGUCCUGGUACUGUUGCUCUUCGUGAGAUUAGGAAAUACCAGAAGAGUACCGAGCUUCUGAUCCGUAAACUCCCCUUCCAGAGGUUGGUUCGUGAAAUUGCUCAGGACUUCAAGACUGAUCUGCGUUUCCAGAGCCACGCCGUGCUUGCAUUGCAAGAAGCGGCUGAGGCAUAUCUUGUUGGACUCUUUGAGGACACUAACCUGUGUGCCAUUCAUGCUAAGCGUGUAACUAUUAUGCCCAAGGACAUCCAGCUGGCUAGAAGGAUUCGUGGUGAGCGUGCUUGA
This is a messenger RNA of Sphenostylis stenocarpa, 600 nucleotides long. The record is from the annotation of a GenBank genome assembly. NCBI's taxonomy places the organism in Eukaryota, Viridiplantae, Streptophyta, Magnoliopsida, Fabales, Fabaceae.